AUGGGAUGGGCGCUUGAUGAAGGGAAAGGGGAAAGAGGUGAAAGAGGUGCAGAUUCGCUUUGGGGAGGAGGCUGUGGUGGUGGUGGUUUGUGUAGCAUGGGGAAAUUGGGUACCAAUGAAAGGAUGAGAGAGUGGGAUCGACGUCAUGGUAUUUAUCUAUCUAUCUAUCUAUCCAUCCCAUCUAUUCAUCGACUUGGUGGAGGACUUAGGGUUAGGGCUGAAGAAGACGACGGCGGAAGUGAACGAAUGUGGUUUUGGGGACAUCAAGGAUAUUCAUUUAAUGUUUAG
Botrytis byssoidea is the source of this 288-nucleotide messenger RNA. RefSeq lists its product as uncharacterized. The transcript is spliced from 2 exons. The coding region runs from base 1 to 288 and encodes 95 amino acids. The record is from RefSeq and is a predicted model, not a curated record. NCBI's taxonomy places the organism in Eukaryota, Fungi, Ascomycota, Leotiomycetes, Helotiales, Sclerotiniaceae.